Messenger RNA from Aaosphaeria arxii CBS 175.79, 378 nucleotides. RefSeq lists its product as uncharacterized. The record is from RefSeq and is a predicted model, not a curated record. Gene Ontology annotation, cellular component: membrane. Lineage: Eukaryota; Fungi; Ascomycota; Dothideomycetes; Pleosporales. Bases 1 to 378 code for a protein of 125 amino acids. The transcript is spliced from 2 exons.
AUGGUAUAUGGAAAACCGUGGAAGGAGAGCGAAAAGCCAGGAGCAAACACCAAAAAUGACUGUGACCCAGUCGCCAUAGCCACAUGCCUAUCUAAAAUCGCUGCCAUGCCUGUGCUAGCCGGCGUUCUAAGCCCUUUGAUUCUGGGUGCAAUUGGAUUUGGCGCUGCAGGUCCCAUAGCCGGCUCCAUUGCUGCCACUAUGCAGUCAGGAAUGGGCCCAAUAGCUGCCGGAAGUCUGUUCUCCAGUCUCCAAAGUGCAGCAAUGGGGACUACAACGUUCUGGGGAGGCUUCGGAGGUAAUAUUGCCACAGGUGCAUUGCACGGCUUUUGUAUGCCCGAUGUCGUGAAGUGCAUCAAUGUGAAUCAAGGGAAACUCUAG